ACGUGACUAAUGUUUUUUAUAAUGGCGUCUUCGAGAUGUCCUAAUGAGAGAGAUUUAGCAAAUAGCCCAAACGGCGAUACUAACAGGGGACAGUCCGCAAAUUACGAGUCAAAUUCAUUGAAAAUGCGGUUAAAUUUUCAUACUCCUCCAAGAGGACAACGAAGUAGACCCACACUAGAAGAUACCUUUAAUAAUAUAAGUAUGAACGGAGGCACCGUAAACGGUUCAUCAUUAAGUCAAUCGCCAAGGUCGUCAUCGGAAACACGAACUAGCAGUGGAAAACGACCGCAACUGAACUUGAAUUUUAAAUUUCCUCAAAAACCACACAGACUAGAAGACGAACAUGCAAAUUUUCGUCAAAUUACUCGAAAUUCUGGAUUGUUAGAAAUAAAUGUAAAUGAGAAAAUUAAAGUGACUUCGGAUGAAUUGGUGAGCGAAGGGGAACUUGGUCACGGUAACUGUGGUCACGUACAUAAAAUGAGACACAAAGAAAGAGGCACUCUCAUGGCCGUUAAACAAAUGAGAAAAUCUGGUAACAAAGAGGACUUGAAGAGAAUAUUAAUGGAUAUCGACAUUGUAGUGAAAUCCCAUGAUUGUAGAUAUAUUGUAAAAUGUUUGGGAUAUUUCAUUAACGAGGUUGAUGUAUGGAUCUGCAUGGAAUUAAUGGAUACUUGCUUGGACAAGUUAAUUCGCAAAUUAAAACAAGGUUUACCUGAGAAUAUUAUCGGAAAGGUGGCUGUAGCGACUGUUAACGCUCUUCAUUACUUGAAAGAAAAGCACGGCGUGAUUCAUCGAGACGUAAAACCAUCGAAUAUACUACUCAGUAGAAAUGGCAGCAUAAAAUUAUGUGAUUUCGGAAUAAGUGGUCGUUUAGAUAACUCCAAGGCAAAAACAAGAAAUGCUGGUUGUGUGGCUUAUUUAUCACCGGAACGUAUUGAACCAGUAGAUCCAGACUUUCCUGUUUACGAUGUCAGGGCGGAUGUGUGGAGUCUUGGAAUAACUUUGAUUGAAUUAGCAACUGGAAAAUUUCCGUAUCCAAAAUGCACUUCUGAUUUUGAAGUAUUAAGCCAUAUCGUCAAAGACGAUCCACCGUCUGCCCCACGUAGCUUUUCGAUAAAUUUUGCUGAACAAAAUGACAAUAUUUCCUUUCGUUACAGCCUUCGAAAGGAUCCAUCUGCACGGCCAAAAUAUCAAGCUUUAUUAAAUCAUCAAUUUCUCAAAUAUUACGAGGAGAGGGCCGUUGACGUCGGUUCAUGGUAUCAUGAUCAAUUGCAGAAAAUGACUGAAAUCGAAAAUGGAAGCUGA
Molecule: messenger RNA, 1305 nt
Organism: Dimorphilus gyrociliatus
Lineage: Eukaryota; Metazoa; Annelida; Polychaeta; Dinophilidae
Source: the annotation of a GenBank genome assembly